Messenger RNA from Pimephales promelas (fathead minnow), 1837 nucleotides. Lineage: Eukaryota; Metazoa; Chordata; Actinopteri; Cypriniformes; Leuciscidae. The record is from RefSeq and is a predicted model, not a curated record.
CUGUGUGUCAGCGAGCGAACAGACGAGAAAGAGCGAGUGCAACAGAAACUCUGGACAUUAACCGAUUUAUUAAGAGAGAAAAGUGACUAAAUAUAAAGAAAGGAUUUUUGAGUCGACGCGAUACCUUGGAGAAGUCGUCGGAGUGAGAAGAGGAUGUGGCAGAGAAUUAGAAAGGCUGGCUGAUGCAGGCACGGAGGAUCUACAUACAUUAUUAUCUUGACGCAGGGAUGAAGUACCAACUGUUCCAUAUUUAUGAUUAUGGGCGGAGCUAUAUGACAUCACUGCAGAUGAGUAAGUAAAACACAGGAAGCUUCACCAAACAGCAGCAUUUCAGAAGAGGACUGCGACUGAUCAAAGCUGUCAUGUCACAGAAAAGGCCACAUCCCGUCGCUGAUGACGAGACAGGAAAAAAGAAGAAACCAGAGGAAGAGAUACAACAGCAAGAUAAAGCCAUGGCGCCCUCCAGUGGUCCUCCAGUGUUCUGCGACGUCUGUGAUGAAAGAAAGCAGAAAGCAGUGAAGACCUGCCUGACGUGUCACAUCUCCUACUGUGAGACUCAUCUGGAGCCUCAUCUCAGAGUCCCACGUCUAAAUAAACACAAACUCAUCAACGCCGUGGAAAAUCUGGAGGAUUAUAUAUGCCAGAAACACGAGAGACCUCUGGAGCUGUUCUGUAGAGAUGAUCAGAUGUUUGUGUGUCUGUUCUGCUCUGAAGGAGAACACAGGGGACACAAAACACUUCCUGUAGAGGAGGAGAGUCGAGAGAAGAAGACUGAUGUUCAUCAGAUGAUCCAGGACAGAAUACAGAAGAUUCAAGAGAUCCAGAACUCAGUAGAGAUGAAAAAGCAAGAGGAAUCCUCCAGUAUUGAGCUCUUCACUGAUCUGAUCCGCUCCUUUGAGAGAUGUCAGUCUGAUCAGCUGAAGAUGAUGGAGGAACAGCAGAAAGCAGCAGAGAAACAGGCUGAAGAUCUCAUUAAAGAGAUAAAUCAGGAAAUCACUGAGCUGAAACGGCUCUCACACACUGACGAUCAUCUCCAUCUCAUACAGAUGUGCUCAUCCCUAGACAGUCGUCCACACACUAAGAACUGGGCUGCGAUCAGGAUUGACUCUGAUGUGAACUCCCUGUAUAGCGCUCUGGCUCAACUGAAGAAAACUCUAGAGACAAUAAUGGAAAAACUCAGUCCAAAUGGGUUGAUGUGGGCUCAGUAUGCAGUGGAUGUGACUCUGGAUCCUGAUACAGCGAAUCCAUAUCUCAUCCUGUCUGAUGAUGGAAAACAAGUCAGUCAUGGAGACAUUGAGCAGGACGUCCCAGAAAACCCAAAGAGAUUUGAUAAGGCUCUUUGUGUUCUGGCAAAGCAGGGAUUCAGUUCAGGGAGAUUUUACUAUGAGGUGCAGGUGAAGGGAAAGACUGGGUGGAUUUUGGGAGUGGUCAGAGAAUCCAUUAACAGGAAGGAGGCGAUCGCACCGAGACCAGAGAAUGGAUUCUGGGCUGUGCUUUUGAGGAAUGAGGAUCAAUAUAAAGCUUGUGAAAACCCACUUGUCUCUUUAUCUCUGAUAGUGAGACCUGAGAAGAUUGGUGUGUUUGUGGAUUAUGAGGAGGGUCUGGUCUCGUUUUAUGAUGUGGAGUCCAGAUCUCAUCUCUACUCUUUCACUGGUCAGAUUUUCACUGACAAACUCUAUCCGUAUUUCAGCCCAUACCCUAAUGGUGAAGGUAAAAACUCAAACCCACUGAUCAUCACUACUGUGGUAAAAUAAAAAAAUCAAAUUUGAGCAGAUUGCUGUUUUUAUAAAAAAAUAAAUAAGCCAAGAUUGCUGUUUUUAUUAAAAACAAGAAGCCA